Messenger RNA from Lizanozyma spartinae, 1752 nucleotides. RefSeq names its product Utp9p (gene UTP9). The coding region runs from base 1 to 1752 and encodes 583 amino acids. The record is from RefSeq and is a predicted model, not a curated record. Gene Ontology annotation, cellular component: nucleolus. NCBI's taxonomy places the organism in Eukaryota, Fungi, Ascomycota, Pichiomycetes, Serinales, Debaryomycetaceae. Gene Ontology annotation, biological process: maturation of SSU-rRNA from tricistronic rRNA transcript (SSU-rRNA, 5.8S rRNA, LSU-rRNA). The transcript has a single exon. Gene Ontology annotation, molecular function: protein binding.
AUGAGGAGUCUUACGACUGUAAUUGAUAACCAGCAGCGGUAUGUUGCCAAUAUAAUCAGCAAGCACGGCAGAAACGAGAUUCAGAUAUAUCCUGUGGAACAAAUUGCACAAGCCGGUGACGAAGACUUAACAAGCACCAAUUUGGCAGUACGGAUUGAGCUAGAAGCCGAGGAACAAAUAGAGAGGGUUAGAUGGGUUCAAGAUAUAGACAGCGUUGUUGGAAAGAAGAAGGGAUCCUCUUCUAGAAAGAGAAAUGCAGAAGAUAAGGAUAUAGCAGCUCUGGAAGACUCUGAAGGGUCGCUAUAUUUGUUGGCCAUAUUACUGAAUGGUAAUAUCAUUUGCAUAUCUCCCAAUUCCAAUCAGAUCCUCACAACUAUUGAAAAUGGCGAUGAGUCUCAUAAGAUCCACGAUUUAGUCAGUUACAACACCAGCACUGUGUGGACCAUUGGUGAGAACGGGAAGCUCCGUGAAGUAGUGCUUACCUCUGGUAAGGUUAAGAAGGAGAUCCAAUUAUCCAAUUUCGACAAUGAUAAUACAAGCCAUAUAGCUUCCAUUAAAAAGAGUGCUAGACAAAGUAUGUUGUUACUAGGCUCUUCAUCUUCGUUAUAUCUUGUUGAUCCUGCUAAGAAGAAGCCCAUUGUGGAUACCGAAGCCAGUCAAGAGGCAUCUAUCACUCAAAUAGUGGAAUCGAUUGUGCGUCCAGACCACGUCUAUGUGACUAGAGAAGACAGUAAGACAAUUGAAGUAUACCAAGUCACUCCUACAAACAUUGCAUCCAUAAAUACCAUUACAAUCGAAGGCGAGGCCGUCGCCGGUAUACGACUUUUCUCCCUUCCCGAAGAAAAGAGAGAGUUAUUGCUUGCUCUGAGCUCAGAGGGUGUUGAAGUGUUUUCCAUAGAUAACAACGAAGUUAAGACAUUGAACACCAUAACCACCAAUGUCAGCAACCAUCCAUUGGUAACUUUCGUUCCUCAGAAGAACGCAUCAGGGUACAUGGGUCUAUGGUACGAUGGGAACGAGCCGCGCUUCGCCAAGUUUGACACAGACUUUACUGACGACGUUGAGAUUGCAAUUGUCCAAGCAACAAAUGGUGAUGUGGAGAUGAGCACUAGUAGUAAGGAUGAAACAGUGUUAGUUCCUGAAUCUACCAAAGUCCUCAAUCUAGACUCUGAUAAGCUACUCUCGCAAUUACAAGGAUUUUUGCAUCAAGAAGAAAGCGACCAGGUUAAUGCUGAGAUCAUUGAGUUGUGUGAAACCAACGAUGACGAAGAUAGAAUAAAGGAGAUGGUCCAGAUCUUAGGAUCAUCUACAUUGGCUACCAAGCUCUUUGUGGUCGUUAGUAGAGCUGUUGCUUCUGAUCCUGCUAAAGGGAACUCGCUUUCGUUGUGGUUAAAAUGGAUUUUAUUGGCCAAUGGAGGUCACAUCGCAAAGCAACCAGAGCAAUAUGAAAACGUGAAGAACUUACAACAUGGGUUAAGCGAAGGAAUGAAGAUGAUACCUCGUCUUUUAGCAUUACAGGGGAGAUUACAGCUUUUGAAGGCUCAAGCAGACCUUAGAAGUAGAAUUGGUUCCAAUGACAACCUUGACCUUGAAGAGACCAAUAUCAUCAACAAUAGUAGUAAUAGCAACGAUGCCGAUACGUUGUUGUAUGCGAACGGAGAAGAUGACGAUGACGAAUACGCCGAAGAUAGCGAUACUGGCAUGGAAGGCAAGAAGGCUGAAGUCUUUGAAAUUGAAGGUGAAGUUAGAUAG